Messenger RNA from Orbicella faveolata, 4557 nucleotides. RefSeq lists its product as uncharacterized. The record is from RefSeq and is a predicted model, not a curated record. Lineage: Eukaryota; Metazoa; Cnidaria; Anthozoa; Scleractinia; Merulinidae.
GACCAUAUUUCUACUGUUUUGAGCCGGUCACUAUGACCUUUUUGGAUAUCUUCUAUGUUACUGCACGCCUCCUAUGCAGACAUUCUUUUAGCUCAUCAUACUCUUCUCCGUAGAAGGCUACAUCUCUACACCAGAAGUAAAGGAUACCUUACAGUUGUAAGAAAUCCUAAUUUGUUCCCCGACCAGCUUUGCCGCUCCUUUAUGUCAAGUUUCGAAGGUAAAAACGACCCCGCGAUAAAAUUGGUUGUUCGUAAAUUGGAAAAGUAGCGACCCUUCUGGAAACUCCUCCCCAAAGGUAGCGAAGGUAGCCCAGGCAUUGCCUCUUACACAGAAGCACGUUGAUCUCUUCUAGUUGAGCUUGCCAAGAGUGCACGACUACCGGUACCCCAAAACGCGUCUCCGUAAGUGGGUGUCCAUACGGUCCAUAAGAUACAUUACUUGCAAAAACGUUCGGACGAUUUUAAUUUGGCGCAAUAAAAAGUGUUCGAAAAUAGAACCGUCUGAAAUUUGAGAGGGUCCGAAAUAUAUUUACAGUUUACAUUUUACAUUUUUUACAUUUUAAAACUUUCAAGUAGCUCCAAAGCGCAGGAGCGAACUCUGUUUGAGAUAAGUUGCGGCUUGAUAAAAUAUGUUACUUUUUCGUCGGUAUAUCUGUAAAACCUUGAGGGUGCAGUAGAACUAUCAUUUUCACAUGUGUUGUUUCUGUAAGUCUGCCCUUCUGUACGGUUCGGAAACAUGGAGAUCGACGAAACUACUGACCAAGAAAUUGCAAACCGUUAUCAACAAGUGUUUAAGGAAGAUCCUGAACAUCCGCUGGCCAGAGGUCAUUUCAAAUGAAGAACUAUGAGAAAGGACACAACAAAUACGUAUAGAAGAAAGCAUUAUGAGAAGAAAAUGGAAAUGGUCGGGCAUACGCUACGGAAGCCUGAGAAUAAUAUCACACGUUGCGCUCUCGAGUGGAACCCUCAGGGCUCUAGAAGAAGAGGUCGCCCAAAGCUAUCCUGGAGGCGAAGUGUGAUAGCUGAGCUCGCCAAGAAUAAGUUCACGUGGAUAGAGGCAAAGCGAACUGCCAGUAAUAGAGUUAGGUGGAGAUCCAUGGUUGACGCCCUAUGCUCCCCUUUAGGAGCGAAGAUGGCCUAAUGUAAUGUAAUGUUUCCGGUAGUCUCAUUCUUUGUAUAUUUCAGCAAAAUGUCCGAAUUUUUAGUCCGAAAUCAGUCCGAAAAUCCGUCCGAAAUAAAACGCCCGAAAUUUUUUGCAACAACGUCGUGAGAAACGUUCGGACUACCCUGGGUGCUAAAGAUUUUUUCCUUCGUGCACGGCGCGAUAGAUCCUUCGGAUCAGACACCAGAAACCGCGCAUAAAAAGCCGCUGGGUACAGAGGGUAGGGCUAGAUCGCGCGCCCUGGGCUAGAUCGCGGUUUCGCCUGCCGUGAAUAUUGCCUCUCUUGCCAACGAAACCACUGACCACACAGGUCACUAGAGUUCAUUAUCAGGCACAGUGAUCUUUUAAAUUACGUUGCAAACAGUCACUUCCUUCAUAAUCAUGGUUCGUUGAGGAAGCUAGGAAAAAAAAAUACGCGGUAAAGAAUAAAAAUAAUAACAAUACGAUCUGGAAGGUCUAUUGAUUGACGGGUAAACGGUUUCUUCAGAAAGACAAAAGGAAGUCCACAGGGAGGUCAAUUUUGGGAACAUUUCUUUGUUGUUUAAUAUCUUUUAAUGUGAAUAAUAUCGGGGUCUUUAUGCAAAUUUAUCUCUUGUUGUAACACGCUGUAUUUCGUAAUUGUCAUUCACUGUGGACAGAAUACCGUGAAUGUUUUGGUUUCUCUGUACGAACAAGGCGAUAUUUUGAUAUAGAUCUCUACAAUCUGGAACAUUUUACAGAGCGUAAUACCUCAUAACAUUCCCAAUUAGGGAACACUUUGCAAAGAAACGGCGCAGUGUGAACUGAAGGACAUAUUUGGAAGAACUAGGUUCACCUCCUUGCAGUCAUGUUUCGAUUCUUGUUCGCUAGGAGAGGAAAAGGAAACAUCUCACCGCCUGUAAAAACACAGCGCAACCCUCAGCUGGCGACAGAAAACAUAGACAUGCCAACUACAAGAACAUUCGACAUCUUAAGACCUGUUAUUCUUGUAUCUGCAGCCUUGUCAGGCUACACGCACCCAAGGUAUCGAAUUCUAGGGAUUGUUGGAGGGUUUGUAUGGCUCACUAUGCUCCUCGCUCAUGGGACAUUGGACUUUUUAGCGGCAAGACAAGUCUAUACCUAUGGAUGGGCCUCAGUGUCGUUAAGUCUCGUUCUUCUGUGCUUUGUGUGCACGAUUUUUACCAACAAAAGAAUGUUACCGUGGCUGGAGAAGGGUAUGUCGAAGCUGGAAGAUGAGCAAAGGUAUCCGAAAACGUUGGAAAGAUGCGCGAAAGUUUUCAAGUGGAUACCACUUUUUACUGUGACGUUUGGUUUAAUUUGCGGCGCGGGUAUCUAUGUCUGCCUUCACUUUGAUAAGACACUAGACGUGAAGAUCAACCUCAGCAGGGAUAAAUCUGAGAUCCCGGAUUACGCGCUGGUCAUACUAAAAGCGGUUCGCUUCGUAGCAGGUUGUUACGUCAUGGCAACCCUGGCCCUAUUCUGGAGUGUCGCGGUGUGUGUUAUGUACAUAACUGGUUAUUCCAUGAUAGAGUUCCACAAUGAGAUAACGUCGCACUUGAUCAACAGAGACUCACCAAUCACGUUCAGACAAGGUGUGGUGUCAUUCUCAGAGAGAGGAAAAUUUGUGAAAAAGUCUGCGUCUGCAUGCAGGGUUACCCUGGCAGUUCUUUUGGUGUACAGCAUCGCUUCCCUUGCAGUGAAUGCAUUUCUGUUUUUGUACAAGGAGCGGCAUAAAGUGUUCGCGAUUUACGCAUUGGUUCCCAGUAUCGCAGCUGUCUACCCACUAUGCAUGGCUGCUUGGGUCACAAAGCAGUACUCGUGGUACCUUGCGGUGGUAGUGAAAGCCUGGGCCGAGAGACCCGACAGCAGUUCUGAAGACGAAGAACCCGAGCGGCCGAGAAAGAACGAGAAACAAACGAAUCAAAAGCGAGGACGAAGUCUGUGGAGAAGGGUUAACAGUGCAAAGAAAAGUUAUCGUAAGGCGAGCCUCACUCCACUAAAGAAAACAAAUUCCAAUCCUUUGGCUUCACAGUCAGACAGUGAAGCUAAGUCUGGCGUGGAGGAAGUGUCAACGAAGAAGAGUUACGCCGGCGAAUCCCACCUUCGUGCGCACGCCACUACAAACGAUCCGGAGAUCUCCGACGACGACAAACAUCACGGACACGAGCCGGAAAAUGACAUGUCGGAAGACGACAAGCUUAGCGCAAAGGAGGCGGAUAAGGAUCAUUCGGGAAACGAAACCCCGAAGAGAUCCCGACGAGAAGUCAUGGACAUCGUUCUUCGUGGCGCUGCAAGGGCAGUCGGCAAGUUGAGACACAACGCAAAGAAACCCCGGUUUAACUUCGAGAAGUACAUUUCUUAUCUUCAGAACGUUCUGCCCAAUAUAGGGUUUGACAUAAUGGGUAUCAUCGUUACCUGGAACAUGGUGUCGGCUAUCAUUUUUCUCGAGGUUUCUGUUUUGGCUCUUUUUGUGCAAGAGUCGAUUUUUGGUAAUUCAAAAGCCACAGUUGCGUUAUAGAAAUUCCAAUGAAUUCUACACGGCAUAGCGUGAUUUGUGCUGUAGAAUGGCCUCAGUGAAAGCACGGUCAUCGUGUUUAAACACUAAACUUCCACGCGCAAAUUUGAUAUUUAAUAUAGAGACACGAUUUAGUGCUCCUUAGAGCACAGUACCUUUAGAUUGUGAGAGGAUAGUCAUUCAAACGUUGACAAUCACUUUAUUCCAUAGUUACAUAUAAUUAUGUUCAAUUGUGAUACUGGCCCAAAUUUAUCAGUUCGUGUAACCAGAAGAAAAUCGCGCGAAACAGUUGGACUCAGUUUCAGUUAUAGUGUAAACAGAUACACUUCGUGUAUCUUAAAUGAUCAGUGCUAAAUCUGCUAGCAUGCCUUUUAUGGUAAAGCGGGAGGUUUUACAUAUUCACUGGUAUAGACAAGAGCAUUGAAGUAUAUCAACAUUAAAAGGUUCGUCUUGCAUGUAACUCAACAGAUAGCUAUAGAGAGUUUAUAAACCACUAAUUUCUCCCUAAAUUCUCCCUUCAAUGACGUUACAUUAUUAGCAAGAUAGGUGAGGAGAAUAUUAAAAUUCAUCAACAAACAAAGCGAUACUGUCUUGACGUAUCAUUGAAUUCUCAACACUUACAUAAGAAAUAUAGGAAUCGGAAAGAGCAAUGAUUAGGACUCAAAAUGUCAGAGGUACAAAAAUAUAACCCAGGAUUUCAGGACCUUAUGAUACAAGAAAAUACUUUAUGUACUUGCAACUUUCCAGCCAUUUGUUAGCUGGAGUUUAAUUUAGACUAAAUUGAUUACAUUUAGACUUUUUAAAAAAGACUUUGAAUAGAAUUAUCAUACUACAUUUAAAUAUGGGGCAGAUCAAGAGACUCAAAAGUCUCUCGAACAAAUAAACGUAAAAAUUUGAAAGUA